AAACGCCGAAGAAAAAGAAGAACUAGGGAACAUGGCGGCGGCGUAGACGCGCACGUAAAUAUUGCUAAGAGGAACAAGAUAGAUAAUAACAGUCGGUGGAAGCAUAGCUGCAGCACCACGACAUUAAAGAGUCGCAUUCUUCUUGGAGGCCUUGAUCCAGUCGAGCCAUGCCCGAAGAGAGCGCGGAGAAGCCCGGCGAGGGGUCGGAGGGGGUGGUCGGACUGGAGGGUUUGGAAGAGCCCAAGAAGAUGACCAGGGAAGACUGGAGGAAGAAGAAAGAGUUGGAGGAGCAACGAAAGCUGGGAAACGCACCCGCUGAAGUUGAUGAAGAGGGAAAGGACAUUAACCCUCACAUUCCCCAGUACAUCUCCUCUGUUCCCUGGUACAUCGACCCCUCUAAGAGGCCCACCCUUAAGCACCAGCGACCCCAGGAGGAGAAUCAGAGACAGUUCUCCUCUAUAGGGGAGUGGUACAGGAAGGGAGUCCAGGAGAAACCCGUCAGCACCAAGUUUCGGAAGGGGUCGUGUGAAAACUGCGGUGCCAUGACUCACAAGAAGAAGGACUGCCUGGAGAGGCCCAGGAAGGUGGGGGCGAAGUUCACUGGCACGGGCAUGGCCCCGGACGAGCACUCCCAGAUCCAGCUGGCGCUGGACUACGACGGGAAGCGGGACCGCUGGAACGGCUACGACCCGGAGGACCACAUGCGCAUCGUGGAGGAGUACAGCAAGGUGGACCUGGCGAAGCGAACUCUGAAAGCUCAGAAAUUGCAGGAGGAGCUCGCUUCAGGGAAGCUCGUGGAUCAAGCUGCAUCGUCCAGGAAGCAGUACGGAGAGGACGAGCACGGCUUACAGGAGCACAACAGCGAGGAUGAGGACGAGGACAAGUACGCGGACGACAUCGACAUGCCGGGCCAGAACUUCGACUCCAAGCGCCGCAUCACCGUGAGGAACCUGCGAAUCCGAGAGGACAUCGCGAAGUACCUGAGAAAUCUGGACCCGAACUCGGCCUACUACGACCCCAAGACCCGCGCCAUGAGGGAGAACCCGUACGCCAACACGGGCAUGGUCCCAGAAGAGGUGGGGUACGCGGGGGACAACUUUGCGCGCUACACCGGAGACACCAUCACCAUGGCCCAAUCGCAGCUGUUUGCCUGGGAGGCCUAUGACAAGGGCUCGGAGGUCCACCUGCAGGCCGACCCCACCAAGCUGCAGCUCCUGCACCAGUCAUUCAAGGUCAAGAAGGAGGACUUCAAGGAGAAGCAGAAGGACAGCAUUCUGGCAAAGUACGGGGGGCAGGAGCACCUGGACGCCCCUCCCCGGGAGCUGCUGCUGGCCCAAACGGAGGACUACGUGGAGUACUCACGACACGGUGCUGUGCUGAAGGGCCAGGAGAAGGCCGUGGCUCGCUCCAAAUACGAGGAGGACGUCUUCAUCAACAACCACAGUUCUAUCUGGGGAUCCUACUGGAAAGAAGGAUGCUGGGGCUACAACUGCUGCCACUCGCUGGUGAAACAGAGCUACUGCACGGGAGAUGCCGGCAUCAAAACAGCCAGCAACACCUGCAUCCCGUUUGAGGAGGGGCUAGAAGAGGAACUGCAGGAGGAGCCAAAAUCUUUAAUGGAGAUGCAUCAAGAGAAGAUGAAGGAGAAGAAGAAGAAGAAAAAGAAGAACAAGAACAAGAAGCACGACUCGGACAGCAGCGAUGAAGAGGAUGAAGAGACCAAGAAGAGGAAGCUGAAGAAGGCCCUGUGUGCAGAGGACCUGCGGCUGAAGCAGGUGGCCGAGCUGAUGCAGAUAGACGAGCGGAAGAGGCCCUACUACAGCCUGCAGGAGGUGAAGGAACCCACCGAGGAGGAGAUGGAGGCCUUCCGCAUGAAGCGCCAGCGACCCGACGACCCCAUGGCCGAUUUCCUGAGCCAGCUGUGACCCCAACGCGGGUCCCCCCCCCCCCCCAAACUCCGCUUUGAGUUUAAAGCUUCAGUCGGGACACCCCAGGCGAUGCCCCCCAGCGUGAGCCCGUCAGCUCUUUAAACCUGAGGAGGGAAGUUUAUUAUUUGUGGGGUGCUGAGAGAGCGCCUUGGGGUGCAGCGGGAAAAUCAAGGACGCAGACGAGCUGUUCAGCAGCAUUUAUAUUCUCUACCAUUCUCUUUUUUUAUAGCCAUGUAUUUCUUGUGUGGCCAGUGAUACGUCUCCUGUCUUAAAUUUGACCCCAUCUGUAAAUAAAUACAUACAUUUCUGACAUCCGAAAUUUGUAAGGGCUUUUCAGGCAAUCUUUAUCACUUUUAAUUGUGCUUCAUAGGCUGGUAGAUUAAAAUAUUUUAUUUUAAACUGGA
Molecule: messenger RNA, 2332 nt
Organism: Anguilla anguilla (European eel)
Lineage: Eukaryota; Metazoa; Chordata; Actinopteri; Anguilliformes; Anguillidae
Gene: slu7
Product: SLU7 homolog, splicing factor
Exons: 16
Coding region: 168-1925 (585 amino acids)
Biological process (GO): mRNA splicing, via spliceosome
Cellular component (GO): spliceosomal complex
Molecular function (GO): pre-mRNA 3'-splice site binding
Source: RefSeq, a predicted model, not a curated record